This is a messenger RNA of Nilaparvata lugens (brown planthopper), 3720 nucleotides long. It is a transcript of the gene ari-1, whose product is annotated as E3 ubiquitin-protein ligase ariadne-1. Lineage: Eukaryota; Metazoa; Arthropoda; Insecta; Hemiptera; Delphacidae. Gene Ontology annotation, molecular function: ubiquitin conjugating enzyme binding; zinc ion binding; ubiquitin protein ligase activity. The transcript has 11 exons. Gene Ontology annotation, biological process: protein polyubiquitination; positive regulation of proteasomal ubiquitin-dependent protein catabolic process; ubiquitin-dependent protein catabolic process. The record is from RefSeq and is a predicted model, not a curated record. Gene Ontology annotation, cellular component: ubiquitin ligase complex; nucleus; cytoplasm. Bases 78 to 1649 code for a protein of 523 amino acids.
GAAAUUAUUCAAUGUGACGUCACAUAUGUUGUGAAGAUUUUGUUGAGUGGAGUGGGGAAUAUCAGUACAGGACAGUCAUGGAUUCAGAGGAUGAAACACUUUACGAUGAGGUGGACUCUGGAAAUGAAUCUAGUGGUGAUGAAGUUGAUUUUCCAAUGGAAGUUGAAGCUAAUAAUCCUAGAGAAAGACAAACUGACGACGAUUAUCCAUUCGAAGUUCUUUCUACUGAGGAAAUUGUUCAACAUAUGGUGGAUUCGAUAAAGGAAGUGAACAUGGUAGUCGAGAUUCCGGCAACUACAACUCGAAUUCUAUUGAACCACUUCCGGUGGGACAAAGAGAAGCUGAUGGAAAGAUUCUACGAUGGUGAUCAGGAGCAGUUAUUUGCCGAAGCCAGGGUCAUAAAUCCGUUCAGGAAUCCCCAAGUGAUAACCAGACCAAAGCCAAAUAGAAGACAAUCAACGCCAGGAACCGAGGAAUGCGAGAUCUGUUUCACUGUUCUCCCCGGUGCUUUGCUGACUGGCCUGGAGUGCGGCCACCGCUUCUGCACGGCCUGCUGGUGCGAGUACCUCACCACCAAGAUCAUGGAGGAGGGCGUCGGGCAGACGAUCGCCUGCGCCGCACACGGCUGCGACAUCCUUGUCGACGACGCAUCCGUCAUGCGACUUGUCAAGGACUCCAAGGUCAAGCUCAAGUACCAGCAUCUCAUCACCAACAGCUUUGUCGAGUGUAACCGCCUGUUACGCUGGUGUCCGUCGCCGGACUGCAGUAACGCGGUGCGCGUACACUAUGUGGAUGCACGACCGGUGCAGUGUCGGUGCCAGCACGUGUUCUGCUUCCAGUGCGGCGAGUCGUGGCACGAUCCGGUCAAGUGUCGGCUGCUGCGUCACUGGAUCAAGAAGUGCGAUGAUGACUCGGAAACGUCUAACUGGAUUGCGGCCAACACUAAGGAAUGCCCCAAGUGCAAUGUCACAAUAGAAAAAGAUGGCGGAUGUAACCAUAUGGUGUGUAAAAAUCAGAACUGUAAAACGGAAUUCUGCUGGGUGUGUCUUGGACCAUGGGAGCCUCAUGGAUCAUCAUGGUACAACUGCAACCGGUACGAUGAAGAAGAGGCGAAAGUGGCACGGGGAGCUCAGGAGAAGUCAAGAGCUGCGCUGCAGCGCUACCUGUUCUACUGCAACCGCUACAUGAACCACAUGCAGUCGCUCAAGUUCGAACACAAACUCUACGCCUCUGUCAAGGAGAAGAUGGAGGAGAUGCAGCAGCACAACAUGUCCUGGAUCGAGGUGCAAUUUCUAAAGAAAGCUGUUGAUAUUUUAUGCCAAUGUCGGCAAACGUUGAUGUACACUUAUGUGUUCGCCUACUACUUACGCAAGAACAAUCAGUCAGUGUUAUUUGAGGAUAACCAGAAAGACCUAGAAAGUGCUACCGAAAAGCUAUCUGAAUAUUUAGAACGAGAAAUAACAUCCGAAAAUUUGGCCGAUAUAAAGCAAAAAGUACAGGACAAGUACAGGUAUUGUGAGAGUAGACGUAAAGUGCUGUUGGAGCAUGUCCACGAAGGCUACGAGAAAGACUGGUGGGAUUACAAUGAGUCGGACUCGAAAAUCGUUGUGCGCCUUCCCGUCAUUGAUAAGCCUUCCAUUUUGAAUUAAUCGUUCCAAUUAUUAUCAAGCCAGUAACUCCAUGAUCAUAUAAUUUUACUUAUGCAAACACACAUACACACAUUUCACUCAUGAAAACACGUUGUUACUACUGAAAAAAAAACUCCUACUAAUCUAUCUUUUCGAAUUUUUGCUAAAUAAAAUGGUUGAUUGUGAUGGCUAUGAUGAUUAUUAUAAUUAUUCGAUAGAGAAUGAAUGAACAAUAUUAUAGAAUAUACGUCAGAUAUGAGUAUAAAUAUAUAUUUAUUAUUUAUAAUUAAUUGAGAGAACGAAUAUUGUAUGAUAUUAGUGUCGGUAAUAAUUUCGAAGAAUGUUGUAGAUAAAAAUUGAUAAAAAAUAUAUAUUAUUUAGAUUAAUAGUUAAUGGCUGCGAUAGUUUUAUAAAGUGUUCUAUGAUGGAAAUUGUUUGAUUGAAUGCGACUAAAUUAUUUGUCGAGUUAUGCCACUAAAGCUUCGUUUACACCAUAACUGUUAACAAAAUGUUGAUAACUUAAUCCUUAUACAGUAGAUUCUAUUAGAUUGAACGAAACUUGACAAACACAUAUGUUCAUCAUGUGUAUGAUAAGUUUUGUUCAAUAUAAUAGAAUCUAUAAGGAUUAAGCUAUUAACUUUGGUGUAAACUCAGUUUACCUCCGUAAACAAAGCCGUAGUGCAUUCUGGUGACGUCACCACAGGUAGGGUUUCUACACCAAUAAAACCAUUAGCUGAUAUAGAUCAGCUGAAUUCAACAAAAGUGAGUUAGUGUUUAUAUUGGUGUAGGAGGUGGUGAGUAGCCCUACCUGUGCUGACGUCACCAGAAUUGCUUUGUUUACGGAGCUAGUGGUUAUGCGUGCUUUGGAGAGGGAUCUGGAAUCCUAUGCAAGGUAGUAAGGAAUUUCCAUUAAACUCUACAGUUUAAUUUUCUCCUAUUUUUUUUUUAUUUGCUCCUAGAUAUAAGACGUUUUUGUUUUAUAGUAGUUUUAUUUUUCUAAAUUUCAAGACUAAAUAUUUAUCUUUGCUAGAAAUUGAUCAGAUAAACUUCUUCGUUAUAUUGUGAUGUCUACCUGUAAUAUAAUUUCAAAAAUCUAUUUUUUUUCAAAAUCAUCCCAUUUUCACGGAAAUUUAAAAUUUUUGCUUUCUAGACAUCUUGCUAGAUCAUCCAAAUAACUAUAACUAAUUUUCAACAUUUUACAAAAAAAUAUGCAUCAACAUUUUAAAAUCAAUCGUCCAUGAAAAAACUUCAAACUACUGAAACUACUUGUUUUUAAAAUAUUUUUUGGUACUAAUCAUUCUCUGUUUUACAAUCUACUUGAAAUCGAUUUGGAAAUACUUUGAACUUGUUGUGUGAAAAUCAUAUCAAUGUAUGAUAUAAUCAUUUUUAUCCCUAAAUUAUGCAAAUUUGCAAAUAUAAAUAUAUUAUAUUUAUUUGGUUGUAAACUGUAAAAUUGACGAUAUUUUGUCCAGGUUUUGGUUUAUAAUAUAUAUAUAAAAAAUAGUACCAUAAUUUAUUAUUUAAAAAUAUACCAUAAAAUCACUAUGGAGUUCGCAGUUGUUUUUGUUAAUGAAUCUUGUACAAAGGUGUAAUUAAUAUUUUGAAUAAGAACAAAUAAUGUGGAAACUUGAUUAUGUAAGUAAGGCACUUGUAGAAUAGCUAUAGUGAGGUCCACGUUAUAAUGGAAGUGUUUGAUUAGCAAUGGUAUUGCUAUCCUUGUCUAUCAUUCAACAAAGUGGAUAGCGCUAUCUUUGCUCUGUUGCCAGAUCGUCUUUUAACAAUGUAGAAUUAAUAAUUAACAAAAUAUUCCAUCUUAAUUAUGAAAUUAUUGAAAAUAUAGUCUCUUGCUUAAUAAAAGAUGAUUUAUUAUUUUUAAACGAGAAACCUGUAUCAGCUACCGUCUAUAGAAGGCAUUGACAAGAUGGUGGAUCGUCAACGUAGUUCUCCAUCCUUCUCCACUGCUAUUAUAACGUGGACCUCACUAUAGGCCUGGAAGCUUCCAUGAUGCUGUAAUAUAACUAUCUUCUUUUUUAUAUUAGCAAUAUUCUAUGGAAGAAUCUCUUGAACAUUUCUUCUAUGCAUGAGCCUUCAA